AUGUUGCUCAUCCGCAGCGUUCUUAUGUUUGGGCUAAUACUUUGUUUGGUGUGCAGAUUUCUUGAAGGCCAAAAGUCCUUGAACUUUGUGCUCUUUCGGAAAAUCGUCGCCGACCACAACAGCAAGUACAUAUCCUUGUACGAGGCUGCGAUCAGUCAGGACUACACCACGAUCAACUUUACCCUGAACCUGGCGCGGAACAUCACGGCGGAUGUAUGGCUUAAGGCUACAAUAGCUCAGCGGGUGUCAAAAACCGGAGAAUCGUACCGGGACGUCUUUACCUACAACGUGAAUCUGUGCCAGGUGAUGGGCAGGGGCAAGGGCAUCAGCCUGAUCAACUUCUGGCUGAACAACAUCCUCAGGCAGUCCAAUAUGCCCCGGAACUGUCCACUCAGGGAGGGCAACUACUACAUGCGCAACAUUCGAUCGGAAAAGGAGACUAUUCCGCGGUUCAUUCGCUCUGGCAGCUUUCGCAUAGACUCUAGUCUUUAUGUGAGGGACUGGCACAGCGUCAAUUUGACAGAAACAAUCUUCUACGUCGACAUAAAAAUGAAGUGA
Molecule: messenger RNA, 558 nt
Organism: Drosophila mauritiana
Lineage: Eukaryota; Metazoa; Arthropoda; Insecta; Diptera; Drosophilidae
Exons: 3
Coding region: 1-558 (185 amino acids)
Source: RefSeq, a predicted model, not a curated record